This is a messenger RNA of Dreissena polymorpha, 720 nucleotides long. Its product is annotated as programmed cell death protein 5-like. The coding region runs from base 26 to 406 and encodes 126 amino acids. Gene Ontology annotation, cellular component: cytosol; nucleus. NCBI's taxonomy places the organism in Eukaryota, Metazoa, Mollusca, Bivalvia, Myida, Dreissenidae. The record is from RefSeq and is a predicted model, not a curated record. The transcript has 5 exons. Gene Ontology annotation, molecular function: DNA binding.
AUUGUAAUCUGCAUUCUCUAACAUCAUGGCUGACGACGAUCUAGAAGCUAUUCGAGCUAAACGAAUGGCCGAAUUACAGGGGCAAAUGGGGGGACCAGGUGGUGGAUCAAACCAGGAGCAGGAGCAGAGACAGAAGCAAAUGGAGGAAAUGAAGCAUGGAAUCCUCAGUCAAGUCCUUGACCAGUCUGCACGCACCCGAUUAAACACUAUUGCUGUGGCAAAGCCAGAUAAGGCCAAGAUGGUGGAGAGCAUGCUGAUCCAAAUGGCACAGUCUGGACAGAUACAGGGAAAGCUGAAUGAGACACAGUUAAAAGGUUUGCUAGAGCGUGUCAGUGAGAGAACACAGAAAACCACAACUGUAAAGUUUGAUAGACGUAGAGCAGCAUUGGAUAGUGAUUCCGACUGACAAAAUAUCAUUUAAAACAUUUCCCGUCAGUUUUAACCCAUCCUAGCUGUUUCUUGUGUGCUUGACAUGCCGGUAAUAAUGAAAGUUGACCAGAUAGUGCUAUAGCUGUUACUAAAAAACAAAAUGUGCAUACGUCCCUGUGGCUUACCCAGAAGAAAAGAGGUGAACUGAAGGAGGUUGAUGGUGUGGGACAGACAAUAAAGUUUAUACCUCUUAUUGAGUGAAAAAUAAACUAGACGAUUAUUUAGAAAAUAAUAUUUCUGCAAAAAUGUUUACAUAGAACUGGAGUAUAUGUCCAAAUAAAGUGAUUGAAG